This is a messenger RNA of Gaeumannomyces tritici R3-111a-1, 1468 nucleotides long. RefSeq lists its product as hypothetical. The transcript is spliced from 2 exons. NCBI's taxonomy places the organism in Eukaryota, Fungi, Ascomycota, Sordariomycetes, Magnaporthales, Magnaporthaceae. The record is from RefSeq and is a predicted model, not a curated record. Bases 1151 to 1468 code for a protein of 105 amino acids.
AGUUGACAGACAGUAGCUGCCAUUGUCUAGCGCUCAUCUUUGCUCUAUCUCAAACCCGUGUGGGUAGCGAUCAAACGGGGCUAGCUAGCGGCGACUCAAAAGGACCCGUCAGGCUCCCCAAACAUUUUGAUUCUUUUCCUUUCUUUUUUUUCUCUCCUAUCCCUUCCCACUCCACGCUCCAAGCCUUUUUAGUGCCUAACGCACGCAAUUUCCUCGGUAGAUCGCCCUUUCCUACUUUAUUCUCUCUCCAAGCGAACCCAAGGUGAGGCGUUGGCUCGACUGCUCUGACCGGAGAAUUUCAACACACCGCCCUUGACGGCGAUGAUACAUGGCGCCCCAGGGUCUCAAACCGGCCCCUGCGCGUGGCCAUGGAGGGGUGAGGAACUGAAACCUGGGCGAUCGCGCACGCCCCAGCAGCAUCCCCCGUCCCUGUGGCCCUCCAGCAACUCCUUCUCUUUUUCUUAUCGAGCGUGGGAACGGCCAGCAAUGGACACGGAUCAGGCGAUUAUGUGAAAGGGGGUACGAAGCGUUGAUCCGUUUCGAUCUCGGCAUUUCCUGACAGCAACGGCGCACGAAAGGUCGCGUCUGCCUGCCGCUUCGCAAAAUUAAGCUUGUCUUUGGAUCGCCUCAUCUCAUGCAACGCCGGGACGGACAGACCACACACACGGAUGUACGUCUACGACAACAUUUCCUUGCUUUUCCGUACCGUAGAUACGUAGAUUGUAAUCCAGGUCCGCGGAAGCCAUGAGCGGGAUUAGGGUGGAGACUUACCAAGAGAUCGCCUGAUAUCAAUGGUAGGUAUAUCAAGCGACGGGCGACAAUGUCUCCCAACUCGAACAAGGGAACAAGGGAAACCAGAUUUGUGCCUGAGCUUGACUCCCGAGAAUCGUCGAAAAGCAGCGGGAGCGAGCCCGAGCUGAAAGACUUCACAUCUAUAUUUGUGCACGUAAUAUCAAGCAUUAUAGAGCCAGCGCUUUGUGCUAUUUGCGUUUCUUUGCGGGCGCAAGCCUGCCCAGUACCAUGAAGCCCGCGGGUCCCAUUUUCUAAUCUCGCCCCCGCCAGUGGACCCCCUCGCCAAGGUCGAUACCAGCCAGGAGGACAGUCCAGCACUAGGAUCGGGGCCACAGCCGGACCUGGAACGCCCUCAAACAUGGAGAAACUGACCAGGGCCCUCCACCCGUCAGAAGUUGCUGCGCCUUCUUGUCAACUGGGAUCAAAUCCUGAUUAUUGGGCGGCUCCACCGCUAAUCAUCGCCAAGGGCGGCAACGUUUGCUUGUUCGCACGCCCAGAGGUUCAACGCUUUAAUACAGGGGGAAAAGACAAGAAAAGAGAAAACACAUGGUUCGAGUACCCUACCGGAAAUAAUUUUUAUCGAGUUUUUAACUUUAAAGGCAUUAUUCAAAAGGUAAGUAAUGUAAAAGAUUUUAGUAGGAUAACGGUAAAAAAAACAUCCGUGGGUAGGCUGUAA